AUGGAUCCUACUAUCAUCUUAUUGAAAAAAGGUGAGGCGUGUGAGUUUAAACUAACAGUCACACCUUUAUGUAGUUCAAAAUUAAAUGAUAAAAUAACUAUUGUUUGUCAAUCAAUUAAUAGUGGUAAAGAAGAAGUCGGAUAUCUUAAAUUUAAAGGAGAAACAGAAAUUACAACAAAAUUAGAUAUAGAUGAAAUUAUAUUUGACAAUAAAAUUGGAGAAGGAACUAGUGGAAUUGUUUUUAAAGGAAGAUUUAGAGAACAUACAGUUGCUAUUAAAGAUAUGAAAGAUAGAUCAUACAACAUAAAAAUUAAAGAAGAAUUUGAGAAAGAGGUUUCAAUGUUAGAUAAAUUUAGAAGUGAUUAUAUUAUUUAUUUCUAUGGAUCAGUUUUAUUUAAAAAUAAAAGGUAUUUGGUUACUGAAUAUGCAGAACAUGGAAGUAUAAGAAAUUUGUUUAGUCUAAAAAAGGAAGCUAUUCCUAUUAAAUUAAGAAUUAAAUUUAUGAUAGAUGCUGCUAAUGGAAUUCAAUACCUUCAUGUCAAUGGAAUAUUACAUCGUGAUAUUAAACCAGAUAAUAUUCUUGUUUUGUUUCUAUCUGAAGACGUUCAAAUUAAUUGUAAGUUAACAGACUUUGGAAGUUCAAGAAAUAUAAAUACAUUAAUGACAAAUAUGACAUUCACAAAAGGAAUAGGAACACCCGUUUAUAUGGCACCAGAAUUAUUAAGUCAAAAACAUUAUAAAAAAGAGGCUGAUAUUUAUUCAUUUGCAGUUACAAUGUAUGAAUGUUUUAAGUGGGGUGAGGCUUAUGAUAGAGAAAAAUUUGUAUAUAUAUGGAAUAUUGCUGAUUUUGUUAUUUCUGGUAAAAGGUUACAACAAAUUAAUGAAAUACCUGAACCUAUAUACAAACUUAUUUGUGGUUGUUGGAAACAAAAUCCUAAAGACCGUUUAGUCAUAGAGCAAGUACUUGAUCGUUUACAAUUAUUGUAUAAAGUGAAAUGA
This is a messenger RNA of Entamoeba dispar SAW760, 999 nucleotides long. RefSeq names its product serine/threonine protein kinase HT1, putative. Gene Ontology annotation, biological process: protein phosphorylation. The coding region runs from base 1 to 999 and encodes 332 amino acids. The transcript has a single exon. Lineage: Eukaryota; Evosea; Mastigamoebida; Endamoebidae. The record is from RefSeq and is a predicted model, not a curated record. Gene Ontology annotation, molecular function: ATP binding; protein kinase activity.